UGUAAACAAUACUAAAAUUAAAAAUUAUUAAACAAAAUUCUCUCUUAGAAAUUUUAUUUUAAAGUGAUGUCAGAUUCAAUAAAUAAUUUGUGCUCUAUGGCACAUAAAGAAGGAAUUAAAAAUUCAAAGAUAUUAAAGGAAGAAUUUUCCCAAACAACAGACCAAAAUAAUCAAGAUUUUAUGGUUCCAAGUAGAGAAGAAGUGAUAAGAAAACGGAAAGAGCGUAACAAAGCGAAAAAAGAUGCAAAAGCAAUAGAACGUGAAAGCAAACUUUUAGAAGAAAAAUUAAAAAAAUCUGAAAAAAUUAAAACAUUAAUUCAUGAGGAUUUCGAAAAAAUUCAAGCAAAUCAAAACGUCCAGCAAAAACCAAAAUAUAAAAAAUUACAUACGUUUAACAUUUUAGAUUAUAUUGUAACAAAAAAUGUUAAGAGGAGACAUAAAACUUUUAAUAAUAAUACCAAUAAUCGAUUACCAAAAUUUCAAAUAAAAAGUGGGAAGAAGCGAGAAAAAAAAAUUAAAACUGCUAGAAGUCGUUUGAAAAAGGCAAUUAUAAGAGCUAGAUUACUAAGAAAACAAUCUAAAAAUGAAGAAAUUGUAGAAGGUGGAAAAAUUUCAAUAAUGGAAUGCAAAGAAAGCUUGCCAGAUCAAGAAUCAAUUAUAAAUAAUGAAGAAAAUGGUCAUAUGAGUUCAAAUUUAGAAAAUGUCAUUAUUAAAUUAGAUGAACUUAAAGUAGAUGAUCGGAAGAAUUUAAGAAAAACAAUUCAUUCAAGAAAAUUUAGAAGUUACUGUGACAAUUUAACUUCAUCGGUACUACGUAAAUUAACCGAAGAUUUAAUUAGAAAAAUUUAUGUAUUUCAAAAGAGGGCAUAUCAAAAAAAUGAAAUAAAAGCAAAAGCACAUCGAAGAUACGUAAUGGGAUUUAAAGAAACAAAACGUGGUUUAAGUAUCGGAAAAGUAAAAUUAGUUAUUAUUGCUCCUGAUUGUGAACAAUGUGAUAAUACUGAUGGUAUUCAAGAAACUAUAGACUGGAUAAAAGAUAAAUGUAAUGAAAAUGAAGUACCAUACUUAUUUUCAUUACGUGCUCGUCAAAUUGCUUAUUGUUUAUAUAUUAAAGUACCUGUUUAUUGCCUUGGAAUAAUUAGUUACGAUGGUGCACAAGAUAUUUAUAAUGAAUUAUUAAAAUGUUUAAUAAUAGAACGACAAAAUUAUUUGGAAUUGUUAAACGAUGAAAAAUUUGUUUAUAAUGAAAUAGUAGAAGAUAAUUGAAUUUAUUUUUCUUAACAAAAAAAAAUUCAAAGUUUUAUCAAAAUAUUAGGAAGUGUACUGAUGAAAUGGAAUAUAUGAAUUAAAUUUUUGUAAUUAAAGAAUUUUUGUUAAAAAAGCAAA
Condylostylus longicornis is the source of this 1386-nucleotide messenger RNA. It is a transcript of the gene Sbp2, whose product is annotated as selenocysteine insertion sequence-binding protein 2. Gene Ontology annotation, biological process: selenocysteine incorporation. The record is from RefSeq and is a predicted model, not a curated record. NCBI's taxonomy places the organism in Eukaryota, Metazoa, Arthropoda, Insecta, Diptera, Dolichopodidae. The transcript has 3 exons. Gene Ontology annotation, cellular component: ribonucleoprotein complex. Gene Ontology annotation, molecular function: selenocysteine insertion sequence binding; mRNA 3'-UTR binding; ribonucleoprotein complex binding. Bases 67 to 1266 code for a protein of 399 amino acids.